GAGGUCAGAACUCAGAAGGGGUUCAGUAUUCACGAGACAAUUUUCCAUCCAAUGCAAAAUCGAAGUUGCGAAUCUUAACAAUGGCUGCUUCCCUUUUGCGAUUUCGAACAUCCCUUGUUCCUUUCUCUCUGAUGACCAAUUUUCUUGAAAUUUCUCGUUUGCCUUUCUCCACUGCUUCUGCUUCACCAUCUAAGCGAGUCGGCGUUCAUAACGGCACCUUCCACUGCGACGAAGCCCUUGGAUGCUUUAUGAUUAGCCUCACCUCAAAGUUCCAUGGAGCCCGAAUCAUCCGAACCAGAAACCUUGAGGUUUUGGAUACGCUUGAUGCGGUGCUUGAUGUUGGAGGAGUAUAUGAUCCGAGCAGCAACAGGUUUGAUCAUCAUCAGAAAGGGUUCGAUGAAAUACUCUGUAAUGGAUUUUCCACUAAACUAAGUAGUGCUGGCCUUGUGUAUAAGCAUUAUGGGGUUGAGAUAAUUGCGAAGGAAAUUCAGAUGGAUGAGGGGCAUCCUGAUGUACAUAGCCUGUUUUUAGCUGUUUACAAGAAUUUUGUGGAGGCAGUUGAUGCUAUUGACAAUGGAAUCAAUCAGUAUGAGACAGAUCAGCCUCCCAGAUAUGUGAACAAUACAACUCUGUCCUCCAGAAUUUCCAGAUUGAACAUGAACUGGUAUGAUACUGAUCAAUCAUCUGAGAAAGAAGAUCAAGCCUUUCAACAUGCAAUGGCUUUGGCGGGGAGUGAAUUUAUCAACUGUAUCCAUUUUCAUGCAAAAUCAUGGUUGCCAGCAAGAUCGGUUGUAAUGGAAUGUCUUGCAGCAAGAAAGGAUAUUGAUCCCAGUGGAGAAAUCAUGUUGCUGACGAAAUCUUGCCCUUGGAAAUUUCACAUAUUCGACCUUGAGGUGGAACUGAAGAUUGAUCCUCUCCUGAAAUACGUUAUUUAUCAGGAUGACAGGAACAGUAAGUGGCGAGUGCAGGCAGUGGCAGUUUCACCAGAUAAAUUUGAAAGCAGGAAGCCUCUACCAUCUCAUUGGAGGGGUUUGACAGAUGAUCAUCUUUCUGAAGUGGCAGGAAUAUCCGGUUGUGUUUUUGUGCAUACGAGCGGGUUUAUCGGUGGAAAUAAGACUUACGAGGGUGUUCUAGCCAUGGCAAGAGCUUCUUUAUUGGCUUAAGCAGGAAAGGUCCCAGUCAUUUGAUGAGAACUAUUUAAUCUAGAUACUGAGCUAUGUCUCAAGGAAGCGCAGCCAGGUCUACUGGAACUCUUUAAAGAUCUGCUAGGCCUUGAUAGCUCCAAGGAGCUGCCGGAUCCAUCCUGAACAGACUUUCUAAACGAUUUUGUCAUUUCCCGCUUUGAACUGAUUACCAUGUAGUAUAUUUAUGAAGGAGGUCUCCUUUUAGAUAUUUAAUUUAUCUUGAACAGGCUAUGGCUUAUUCAUGUACAUACCUGUUCAUGACCACUUUCAACAGACAAGCGUAGCGGGCUUCAUAUUUCCUGUAAUCAUUUUCUGGUAAGACUAACC
Messenger RNA from Cynara cardunculus var. scolymus (artichoke), 1511 nucleotides. Its product is annotated as UPF0160 protein MYG1, mitochondrial-like. NCBI's taxonomy places the organism in Eukaryota, Viridiplantae, Streptophyta, Magnoliopsida, Asterales, Asteraceae. The transcript has 7 exons. Bases 81 to 1163 code for a protein of 360 amino acids. The record is from RefSeq and is a predicted model, not a curated record. Gene Ontology annotation, cellular component: nucleus; cytoplasm.